GACAGGAAAUGCGGAUCCUGAUUAAAACACUGCGAGGCAUAGGCUUGUCCCAAAUGCGGCCGACAACGUCCUGUUCGAGGAUCUCCGGGUUGGGCGCGAUUCCCCGCGGAGUCGAGACCAAAAGAUUUCGGAGUAAGCCGAGAAUUGGGCACUCUGACUGGUUGGUUGGAGAUGCCAUAUCCACGGGCCGCCGAAGUGAUGAUAAAGAGUUGAACAAAACCCAUCAUGUCACACCCAUCGGAGUCGGCGGAGAUGUGGGUAUCGUUGGCUGGACCGGGUGCCCGGGAGGGAUGUUUCGAAGGGAGUCAUAACCGUCUGUGGCCUCCUUGAGGUUUUUACCUUCACUUUCUCGACCAUUUCCUCCUGUACCGUUCUGGCCAUCUUCAACCGGUGAUCACAAUGGCAUCCUCAUUGCCAGCACCAUCGCCGCCACGGCUGCCACCAACCUCCAACACCUCUUUGCUCACAGCGCAGCACUGUACAGGGCACGUCCACCUCAUCUUGGGCGCGAACCCCCUCGCCGCAGCCCGGGCCUCGUCUUCUCUAUCCGCGGGUGCGAGGCCAAUCCUCAUAGCGCCCUUACCAGCACCAUCGCCAUCAGAAUCAAAACCAGCAACAGAUACGCAACAACAACAACAGCAGCAGCAGCAGCAGCAGCAACCCCUGCACUACAGCCUCGCGGCCCUCAUAGCGGCCGGCUCGCUCACCCACCUCGCCCGGCCGUUUACGGAUACCGACCUCUUCACCCUCGGCCGGGAGGAAGUCGACAGCGUCGUCGACGCCGUCUUCAUCACGUCCCACCAUUCCUCUCUACCAUCCGAGUGCAGCAGUAAAAGAGAGGAGGUGGAGCGGGUGUCGGCGCUGUGCCGACGGCACCGGAUCCCCGUCAACGUGGUCGACGCGCCCGACUUGUGCUCGUUCAGCCUGCUGAGCGUGCACGUGGAUGGCCCGCUGCAGAUCGGCGUGACCACCAACGGCAGGGGGUGUAAGCUUGCCGGGAGGAUCAGGCGCGAGGUGGCGGCCGGGUUGCCGCAGGGUUUGGGGGCGGCGGUCGAGAGGUUGGGGGGUGUCAGGAGGAGGGUUUUGGCGUUGCAACAGCAGCAGCAGCAGCACCAGCAGCAGCAGCAGCAGCAGCACCAGCAGCAGCAGGCGGAGGAGGAUGCCUCGCAGAUGAUGGAUGAUGGGGUCGAUGACUCGGUUGAUCAGCCGGCGGGGCUGAAUCGGUUGGUUGUGGAAGGCGAUGCCGAGGCGGCUAAGACGAGGCGGAUGAGGUGGCUUGCGCAGGUGUGCGAGUACUGGCCUUUGAAGAGGCUGGCUGCCAUUACGGACGAGGAUGUCGAGGCUGUUUUGAAAUCGUAUCCGGCCGGGCAAGGGCCCGGCUCCGUGGCGAGCAGCACCAGCAACUCCCGGCCAGGCCGCGUCAUUCUCGCCGGCAGCGGACCCGGCCACCCGGACCUGCUCACCCGGGCCACCUACAAGGCCAUCCAGGCGGCCGAUCUGGUGCUCGCAGACAAGCUCGUUCCCGCGGGCGUGCUUGACCUCAUCCCGCGCCGCACGCCCGUCUCCAUCGCGCGGAAGUUCCCCGGAAACGCCGACCGCGCCCAGGAGGAGCUGCUCGAGCAGGCGCUCGACGGCGUGCGGGCGGGGAAGACGGUCCUCCGGCUCAAGCAGGGCGACCCGUUUAUUUAUGGCCGCGGCGGGGAAGAAGUCGCUUUCUUCCGGCAGCACGGGCUCGGCGAUCGCGUGGUCGUCCUGCCCGGGAUCACCAGCAGUCUCAGCGCGCCGCUGUUUGCGGGUAUCCCGCCCACCCAGCGGGACGUGGCGGACCAGGUGCUCGUCUGCACGGGCACGGGGAAGAAGGGCAAGCCGCCGCAGCCGCCCGAGUUUGUGAAGAGCAGGACGGUGGUGUUCCUGAUGGCUCUGCACCGCAUCGAGGGGCUGGUGGCGGAGUUGACGCGGUAUACCGCGGCCGAGGAAGAACAGCAAGGAAGGCGAGUGCCGGAGCUGGGGCAGGAAGGGGAGGGCCAAACUCCCGUCCAACCACAGCAGGGAAGCAAGAUGAGGACGCUAUGGCCGCUCGACACCCCCUGCGCUGUGGUCGAGCGGGCAAGCUGCCCCGACCAGCGGGUCAUCAGGACGACGCUCAGGUUUGUCGCCGAGGCCAUCGAGCAGGAGGGGAGUCGGCCACCCGGCUUGCUCGUGGUCGGCCGGGCAUGCGAGGCAUUGUACACACCGGAGAAGGGCCGCUCCUGGGUUGUUGAGGAUGGGUUUAAAGGCUUGGAUGUGGACGCGGAUGGGGCUUUUGCGGCGAAUGGGCCUGGGAUUGCCGGAAUGGCGUAGGUUUGUUAGAGGCACCUAGCAUUGUAGGCAUACUUCCUACCGUAGAGAUCAUCAAGACAUGAAUAUUUUGUCUGAGCAUUCCGUCUUUGACCUGUUGAGGACACCUCCUCAUUAUUCCGGGCCGGGUGAGAAAUCGACCGAUGAGGCGAGUUUGCCGCUGGCUGCCGAGAUGGGACAGGACAUCGAGCUCUACGACAUUGAAACAGUGUUCGGCCGGG
Messenger RNA from Chaetomium strumarium, 2558 nucleotides. Its product is annotated as tetrapyrrole methylase. The transcript has 2 exons. NCBI's taxonomy places the organism in Eukaryota, Fungi, Ascomycota, Sordariomycetes, Sordariales, Chaetomiaceae. Gene Ontology annotation, biological process: siroheme biosynthetic process; sulfate assimilation. The record is from RefSeq and is a predicted model, not a curated record. Gene Ontology annotation, molecular function: uroporphyrin-III C-methyltransferase activity. Bases 400 to 2340 code for a protein of 646 amino acids.